Messenger RNA from Diachasma alloeum, 1945 nucleotides. RefSeq names its product RING finger protein 121. Lineage: Eukaryota; Metazoa; Arthropoda; Insecta; Hymenoptera; Braconidae. Bases 132 to 1115 code for a protein of 327 amino acids. The record is from RefSeq and is a predicted model, not a curated record. Gene Ontology annotation, molecular function: metal ion binding; ubiquitin protein ligase activity. The transcript is spliced from 8 exons. Gene Ontology annotation, cellular component: Golgi membrane; endoplasmic reticulum membrane.
ACAGCGUCUGUGUAGACAACUUGUGUGUGGCGUGAGUUUGAUGUUGGCUGUAUCACUUAUCACUUUGCAUUAUGCCACCCAUCUGAGUUGAACACGCUUCGAUACUAGAUCGAAUAAGCUAAAAAACAAUAAUGGAUCAUCUCCACAUCAUGCCGAACAAGAGCGAGGAGGAGAUGACCCCUGAAGAACGGAUGAGAGCCGAGCAUAUAAGAUUACACCAAUUACACAAGGGUCAUGAAUCGAUGCACGCAGAGAUGUUGCUUAUUUUGUUAGUAACUUUGAUUGUAGUCCAAGUGAUUCUUGUGGAGUGGAAAAAAAGGCAUUUUAAAUCGUAUCAGUUUGUUACAUUGAUUGGCGUAUGGGUCAUACCAUUUGCAAUGUGCCUGAGAAACUUUUGGUGGAGGUUCAUAUUUUUCUGGCUAUUAUUCUCCUGUAUCACAGGACUCGUUGUUAGAAAAGCCCUUCAAAGACCCAUUCGAGGAACUACACCUAGAUUAGUGUAUAAAUGGUUCUAUUUUAUUUAUCGAUUAAGUUAUGUCCUGGGCAUAAUUGGAUAUUUGAUAGCCCUAGCCACAUUUUUUGGAUUAAAUCUAGUCUUCGACACUAAGGCACCAAUUUGGAUGGAUUGUGGCUUGAUGUUUUUAUUUUAUGGACUUUAUUUUGGAGUUUUGGGGCGUGAUAUUGCGGAAAUAUGCGCUGAUAAAAUGGCAUGCCAUAUUGGGUACUAUGCGCCUAAAAGCAUGCCAACCAGAACUCUAGAUCCAGGAGUCUGUGCUGUAUGUGGUAACAAACUUCUGGUCUCAGAGCACGAGGAAGGUGUCAUUGAAAACACCUACAAAUUGAGUUGUGACCAUGUGUUCCAUGAAUUUUGUAUAAGAGGCUGGUGCAUUGUUGGCAAAAAGCAAAUGUGCCCAUACUGCAAGGAAAAAGUUGAUCUCAAGAAGAUGUUCUGCAAUCCAUGGGAACGACCACAUGUGUUAUUCGGUCAAUUACUCGACUGGAUUCGAUGGUUAGUGGCCUGGCAGCCACUAAUAUUGUUACUAGUUCAAGGUAUCAAUUGGGCAUUUGGUCUCGAAGUUUACGAUUCAACCAAGUACACGACUAAAAUCGAGUGAAGCACAGCCCCAGGAAUAAAGAGAAAGAAGAGAUAAUUAGUUGAAAUAAGCCAAACAAAGAAAAAUUGGAGUUCCUAAACUCUGUCGAGGAUUUAGAAAAAAUGCUCUUCAAUGAAAAUUAAUAAGACGAAAUAAUUUUCAUCGUAGGGGGCAUUGCCAAAUUACUUAAGUAAUCAUACCAAUGAAAUUUGAUAAAUACCAGAGAUAAGUCGAAAUCAGUCUGUCAGACUAUGUAUGUCUAGAAAAUUCGUUACGGUCUUGUUUAUUCAGGAACCUCUCAUUUAAUUAAUUCUACAAAAAUUGAUGUAAGGUGUAGCAGGUGCAAAAGUGUGUGUGAUGCGGUAACAAUGCAGAAUGCAAUUUUCUACAUAAUUUGGUCGUUUUCAUUUUGUUAAUGGGAUAAUUGUCAUGUGUAUAUCCCAUUGAACGACAAACGUCUACAAUCGUCUACGUGGGCCGUUUUCCACCGGUGGGAGGGGGAUGAAUGGGUAAGAGGAGGUUGGGCGAAAAGAGGAGGAUCGCAUUAUGUCGUGGAAAUGAGACGGAGUCCAACGCUUCAUUCGUCUAUACAGGGUGUCCCACGACCGAUCCUGUUCCUUCGAGCUUAUUGAAGAGGGUGCGUUUUGAAGUGGAAAGUUCCCCUUCCACUAUUGAAUCUGAGCAUUUUUUUUCCUGCUUUUUGGAAAAUGAUUUUGGGCGCAGAAGGGCAAGAAGGGGGAGUGCAGCCGUAGAUGGUCGCAUCUGUGGGCAUCACACGUACUGAAAAGAAAUAAAAGAAAAUAGUAUAUUUCGAUACGAUUGCGGGAAAGUGUUUUUGGGCUCGUGGGAGG